Molecule: messenger RNA, 1015 nt
Organism: Corylus avellana
Lineage: Eukaryota; Viridiplantae; Streptophyta; Magnoliopsida; Fagales; Betulaceae
Product: desiccation-related protein PCC13-62
Source: RefSeq, a predicted model, not a curated record
AUGGCUCUAUCUGCUUCCUUCACUCCCACACCUCUCACCAUCACCACUUUCCUCCUCCUCCUCCUCCUCUUUCCCACCUCAUAUUGUUAUGAGGUGAAUAUAUAUUGGGACAGCUCGUCGGUGCCGGAAUCCGACGUGAAUCUUUUGGAAUUCCCACUGAACUUAGAGUUUCUGGAGGCGGAAUUCUUCUUGUAUGGCUCUUUCGGGUAUGGCUUGGAUAAAUUUGCCCCCAAUCUAAGCAGAGGAGGCCCACCACCUAUUGGUGCCAGACGGGCAAAACUGGACACUUUUACCCGCGAUGUUAUCAAGCAAUUUGCUUUGCAAGAAGUUGGCCAUUUGAGAGCGAUUCAAAGGGCAGUAAAAGGAUUCCCGAGGCCAUUGUUAGAUUUAAGCGCAGCGUCGUUUGCAAAAGUGGUGGAUAGUGCAUUUGGGAGACCAUUAAAGCCACCAUUUGACCCUUACGCCACCUCCCUCAACUUCCUCCUCGCAUCCUACCUUAUUCCUUAUGUUGGCCUCACUGGCUAUGUCGGAGCAAAUCCUAAACUUCAAGGUGAUUCUUCCAAAAGGCUUGUUGCAGGCCUUUUAGGCGUGGAAGCAGGGCAAGAUGCGGUAAUUCGAGCAUUACUAUACGAGCGUGCGGCGGUGAAGGUGCAGCCGUAUGGAAUAACGGUGGCGGAGUUUACAAAUCGAUUAUCAGAGCUAAGGAAUAAGCUUGGGCGUGCUGGGUUCAAAGAUGAAGGCCUUGUGGUUCCUCCGGUGAAGGGUGCCGAGGGACGGAUUGUGGGCAACGUCCUCGCCGGAGACAGAGACUCAAUCUCGUACGGCAGGACGCCGGAGGAGAUUCUGAGGAUCGUGUACGGGGGAGGUGACGAGCAUGUACCCGGGGGUUUCUAUCCAAAAGGUGCCAACGGUCGUAUUGCCAGAUCUCACUUGAAUGCUGCUUGAAGCUUUGGUGGGACUUUUUAGUUGUGUGUGUUUAACCCUGUACGUACGUGUGCAUGCCCUCUGCAAUAUU